GGAUGCCAUGGAAGAGGCUCUGGCGUAUUUUGAGAGACAGAGACUUUCUAUCAACCAAGAUGCUCUUUCACGGCUAAAGUUGCUCAAUAAGUCCCUGCCUCAGUCCAAAUGUGUGGAAAGUUGUCAUCCUGGAUUUGUCAAGAGGGCUCGAGAAGGAGAGCCAGUUUGCUGCUACGACUGCGUUCCUUGUCCGGAGGGGACCUUCUCCACUCAGGAAGGUGGGUCACACUGAGGAAAAUGGGAGGCUUUCUGG
Pantherophis guttatus is the source of this 253-nucleotide messenger RNA. The record is from RefSeq and is a predicted model, not a curated record. NCBI's taxonomy places the organism in Eukaryota, Metazoa, Chordata, Lepidosauria, Squamata, Colubridae.